CAUCAUCAUCAUCAUCAUCAUCAUCAAAUGCCAAAAUUGACUACAACUGUAAACAAUAGGAAAAGUCUGGGUCUUUAAGUCAACCCCUGCAAAUGCAAUAGAACAAACAUAAAGAAUUUUUAUUUAUUUAUUGUUGGGUCAAGAUGAGAACAUCAUAGGAUUGAGUUGGUGAAGUUCAAAGACCAGAAUGGGUUCGAUCCCAGGCGCUUGCGAAUAGAGCAGACUUUGUUGGGAGAGGUCCCGCUUUGCGCCCGAGGAUUAGUCCCGCAGUCGCGCGGGGAUACUUGGUUUUCAACAAAAAAAGUUCAAAGACCAAAACUUGAGGCCAAAAGCUGUGAAAUCAAAAUGACUAGGAUUUCAUAAAGACUGAUAUUAUUCUAAUACAUUGAACCAGUGAUCUCACACUACCCAUAAAUACCACACCUUCUCUCACUUAUUCUUCACACUGACUGAGAUCCUCGAAACCUUCUUUUAUUAAUUUUUCUCAGUUCUUUCUUGAAGCAGCAGAGAAAGAUGCUUCAUUGCAAGUAUCUCAGUCCUUUGAGCUUCAGGACAAAAGCUCCGUGUGGAGCUCGGAUGAACUCGGUUGUUGCAGCAGCAACAAUCAACAAUCCAGAUCAUGCCACGUCACCCAAUGGCUUGUUGCCUAUGACUAUGAAAUUGUUCCCUGGUUUCUUGCGCAUGACUGAUGUUGCACGAUCUCAACCGUUGACUGUGGCUUCAUCUGCCAAGCCGUCCCAGAACAUCACCGUUGAUCCACACCCCAAAGACGGAGACAAGAAGAUCAAGGGGAGAGUGGUGUUGAUGAAGAAGAAUGUUUUGGAGUUAAAUGACCUCAAAGCAUCGUUUCUUGAUCGUGUUCAUGAGCUGUGGGGCAAAGUGGUUUCUCUGCAGCUCAUUAGUUCUGUUAAUGGUGACCCUGAAAACGGGCGAGGAAAAGUUGGAAAGCCAGCAUAUUUGGAAGAUUGGGUUACCACAAUCACUCCCUUAACAGCAGAGGAGUGUACAUUUGAGGUUACUUUUGAUUGGGAUGAGGAGAUUGGAGUCCCAGGAGCAUUCAUAAUAAGAAAUGAUCAUCACAGUGAGUUUUACUUGAAGACUCUCACACUCGAAGAUGUUCCUGGAGAAGGUCGAAUCCACUUUGUCUGCAACUCAUGGGUGUAUCCUGCUAAAAACUACAAAAAAGACCGUGUUUUCUUCGCUAACAAGACAUAUCUUUUAAGUGAAACACCAGGGCCACUAAAGAAAUUCAGAGAAGAAGAGCUAGUAAACUUGAGAGGAGAUAAUGACGAUGAAACAGAACUUCAGGAAUGGGACAGGGUUUAUGGCUAUGCCUACUAUAAUGAUUUGGGAAAACCGCAUAAGGGUCCACAAUAUGCCCGUCCAAUUCUCGGUGGCUCGAGUAAGUUCCCUUAUCCUCGGAGGGGAAGAACAGGAAGACGACCAACUAAGGAAGAUCCUGAAAGUGAGACCCCAAUGAUGCUUCUUUUGAGCUUAUUGAUAUAUGUUCCGAGAGAUGAACGGUUUGGUCACUUAAAGAUGUCAGACUUGAUUGCUUAUGCCCUGAAAUCCAUAUCUCAGCUCCUUAGGCCUGAUGAGCUAGCAUCUAUACUUGUUGGCCCCCAAAAACAUUUUGACAGCUUGGAAGAUGUUCUUAAACUCUAUGAAGGAGGAAUAGAGUUGCCUGAGGGUAUACUAAAAUCUGUAAGGGAUAACAUCCCUGCAGAGACGAUCAAGGAACUUUUCCGAACAGAUGGUGAAAAAUUCCUGAAAUUCCCAGUGCCUCAAGUGAUCAAAGUGGAUAAGUCAGCAUGGAAAACUGAUGAAGAAUUUGCAAGAGAAAUGCUGGCUGGAAUAAAUCCUGUCGUCAUACAUCGUCUCCAAGAAUUUCCACCUGCUAGCAAGCUAGACCAAAAUACAUAUGGGCAUCAAACUAGUCAAAUAACCAAAGAACACAUAGGACAUAACUUAGAUGGACUCAGCAUAGAUGAGGCAAUCCAGAACAAGAAGCUAUUCAUAUUAGACCACCAUGAUGCAUUGAUGCCGUACCUGAGGCGUAUAAACAAAACUUCCACAAAAACUUAUGCAAGCAGGACACUCCUUUUCUUAGAGAAUGAUGGGACUUUGAAGCCAUUAGCUAUUGAGUUAAGCUUGCCACAUCCUGAUGGAGAUCAAUUUGGCUGCAUUAGCAAAGUCUAUACUCCCUCUAGCCAGGGCGUCGAGAGUUCCAUUUGGCAACUUGCUAAAGCUUAUGUGAAUGUAAAUGACUCUGGCUAUCAUCAGCUCAUCAGCCACUGGUUGAGAACUCAUGCGGUGAUGGAACCAUUUGUGAUAGCCACAAAUAGGCAGUUGAGCGUGCUGCACCCAAUUCAUAAGCUUCUGCAUCCUCACUUUCGUGACACUAUGAAUGUAAAUGCAGUCGCUCGACAGGUUCUCAUUAACGCUGGAGGAAUACUAGAGGCAACAGUCUUUCCUGCAAAGUUCUCAAUGGAAUGGUCUUCUGUAAUGUAUAAAAACUGGGUUUUUCCUGAACAAGCGCUCCCUGUAGAUCUGAUCAAAAGAGGAAUGGCAGUUGAAGAUCCAAAUUCCUCACAUGGUGUACGCUUACUGAUAGAGGACUAUCCAUAUGCUGCUGAUGGGCUUGAGAUCUGGUCUGCAAUUAAAACAUGGGUUAAGGACUAUUGCUCCUUCUACUAUAAAACUGAUGAAACGGUUCAAAAGGACUCAGAACUCCAGUCCUGGUGGAAGGAACUCAGAGAGGAAGGUCAUGGUGACAAAAAAGAUGAGCCAUGGUGGCCUAAAAUGCAGACUCGUGAAGAGCUGAUAGAAUCAUGCACCAUCAUCAUAUGGAUUGCUUCAGCCCAUCAUGCAGCAAUCAAUUUUGGGCAAUACCCUUUCGGUGGAUACCCCCCAAACCGGCCAAGCAUAAGCCUGCGGUUCAUGCCCGAAGAAGGCACUCCUGAGUAUGAGGAGCUCAAGACAAACCCUGAAAAGGCAUUUUUGAAAACAAUUACACCUCAGCUGCAGACCCUUCUUGGCAUGGCCUCCAUAGAAAUCUUGUCAAGACACUCAGCUGAUGAGCUUUAUUUGGGGCAGAGAGAUGCGCCAGAAUGGACAACAGACAAUGACAUAUUGCAAGCCUCUAAGAAGUUUAGAAAGAAGCUGGAAGAAAUUGAGGAAAACAUGAAAAGAAUGAACAAGGAUGAGAAAUUGAAGAACCGGGUUGGACCGGCCAAGAUGCCAUACACUUUGCUCCAUCCUUCUAGUGAGGCUGGACUUACUGGCAAGGGGAUUCCCAACAGUGUCUCAAUCUAAUGCUUCUCCAUUUUGUAAUUUACUCAUCUUAUUCUUAGCUUGCUAUAUACAUGCAUAUAUAUAUGUGUGUGUUCUUUUUUUGUCAGAAUAAAUCAAAAAAUGGGUACUGUGAAAUUUUUUA
This is a messenger RNA of Prunus avium (sweet cherry), 3436 nucleotides long. Its product is annotated as putative linoleate 9S-lipoxygenase 5. Gene Ontology annotation, biological process: lipid oxidation. Gene Ontology annotation, molecular function: oxidoreductase activity, acting on single donors with incorporation of molecular oxygen, incorporation of two atoms of oxygen; metal ion binding; protein binding. Lineage: Eukaryota; Viridiplantae; Streptophyta; Magnoliopsida; Rosales; Rosaceae. The record is from RefSeq and is a predicted model, not a curated record.